Messenger RNA from Silurus meridionalis, 1715 nucleotides. It is a transcript of the gene uqcrc2b, whose product is annotated as cytochrome b-c1 complex subunit 2, mitochondrial. The record is from RefSeq and is a predicted model, not a curated record. Bases 124 to 1479 code for a protein of 451 amino acids. The transcript has 14 exons. Lineage: Eukaryota; Metazoa; Chordata; Actinopteri; Siluriformes; Siluridae. Gene Ontology annotation, molecular function: metal ion binding. Gene Ontology annotation, cellular component: mitochondrion.
GUCAGUGUUUGACUCGAGCGUCUCUAUCUGAAGAAGGAGUGACACGCGGGGGCUUGUGGGUAGGACGUCCAGGUCAGCCAUAUUGUCUUCUCCAGCCGCCUGAAGGAGAGAGAUAGAGCAAGAAUGAAAGGGUUUCGGGGAAUAAGCCAGCUGUCGAAGAGGCUGUAUGCAGCCCAGGCCGCCCGUAAGGUUGAGGUUUCCGAAGCCCUCAAGUUGGUGCCACAGGAGGUGCAGGUAACCAAAUUGCCGAGCGGCCUGGUGAUUGCUUCCCUGGAGAACUAUUCCCCAGCCUCUCGCAUCGGCGUCCUCGUAAAAGCCGGCAGUCGAUAUGAACCCCACGAAAGCCUGGGUGUCACACACUUGCUCCGGCUGGCCAGUGGCCUGACUACGAAAGGAGCCUCUGCGUUCAAGAUCUGCCGUGGCAUCGAGGCAGUUGGAGGAAGUCUGGGCGUGUCUACAACCAGGGAGACCAUGGUCUACACGGUGGACUGUUUGAGAGAUCACAUUGAUACAGUCAUGGAGUAUCUGAUCAAUGUGACCACUGCACCAGAGUUUCGGGCAUGGGAGCUGUCUGAUCUCACUCCCAGGGUAAAAGUGGAUAAUGCCCUCGCCAGCCAGAACCCACAGAUUGGUCUCCUCGAGAAUCUGCAUGCUGCUGCGUACAAGAACGCUCUUUCUAACUCUCUGUACUGCCCCGAGUACAUGGUGGGCAAAAUCACCACAGAUCAGCUGCACACUUUUGUUCAAAACAAUUUCACAAGUGCAAGAAUGGCUCUCGUUGGACUCGGUGUGGACCACGCUGUUCUUAAACAAGUAGGAGAGCAGUUCCUGAACAUCCGUAGUGGAGCAGGUGCCGUUGGCUCAAAAGCAAUGUACCGUGGAGGUGAGCUGCGGGCUCAGACAGGAGACAGCCUGGUGCAUUCGGCCGUGGUGAGCGAGAGCGCGGCGGCCAGCUCUGCUGAGGCUGUAGCUUUCAGCGUCCUGCAGCAUGUUCUAGGAGCCGGACCGCACGUUAAGAGAGGCUCCAACAUCACCAGCAAACUGAGCCAGGCCAUCUCCAAGGCUACGGCUCAGCCCUUUGACGCCUCUGCGUUUAAUGCCAGUUACUCUGAUUCUGGGCUGUUUGGCGUGUACACUAUCUCCCAGGCUGAUUCUACUAGAGACGUGAUCAAAGCGGCCGUCGGACAAGUCGGCGUUAUCGCACAAGGAAAUCUGGCUGCAGAGGAUCUGAGCAGAGCCAAGACUCAAUUGAAGGCUGAGUACCUUAUGUCCACUGAGACCCCAGAAGGCCUGUGGGAAGCUAUUGGGACACAGGCACUGACCGAGGGCACUUAUCAUACUCCCGAGGCCAUUAGCCAAAAAAUCGAUGCUGUGUCUUCGAGUGACGUUGUCAAUGCGGCGAAGAAGUUCGUGUCUGGGAAGAAGUCGAUGGCUUCCAGCGGACAUCUGGUUAACACACCUUUUGUGGAUGAAAUCUGAACAUCUUUCAGUGUUCCAAUAAUUAUUUUGUCACCUCUUCCUUAAUCCUAAAAAAAAAAAAUCACAAAAAAAGACCACGGUUCCAGCACACUUUGGUGUCUCACACAAAGUGGUAAUGCUGCCAUGUCCAGUCGGUGUUGAGAGGAGAAAAAAAAAAGAUGAACCUCCAUGAGCUUGUCCAUUUGAAAUGUAUAGCACUAUGUAAACUAAUAAAUAAAGAGUAUUGGGGAAACGUG